Messenger RNA from Penicillium salamii, 807 nucleotides. The record is from the annotation of a GenBank genome assembly. Lineage: Eukaryota; Fungi; Ascomycota; Eurotiomycetes; Eurotiales; Aspergillaceae.
AUGAGCGCAACAACCCCCAAAGAUCCCUAUCGUGGCCCACGCCAUGAUGGCGAAUACGACCGCCUUCUCACCCAGCAUGAACUCAUCAAAACUGCGAUGCACGGCAAGCUCUUAUACUCCCCAGUUGACUUGACAACCCCAGGACUCCGCGUUCUGGAUUCCGCAACAGCAAAAGGUACUUGGCCAAUUGACCUAGCGGGGUCUAUGUCCCCAAAAGCCACUCUCAUCGGCACCGACGUUGCGCCUCAGCAUUUUAUCCCCGAAGAUCAGCGACCCAAAAAUGUGCAGCUGAGAACGCAUUCUAUCUUUGAUACUUGGCCGACAGAAUUCAAAAAAAGUUUUGAUGUUGUACACCAAAGAUUUGUCCUCACCGUCUGCUCCGACGAGGCCGGCCAAGAUGCCGUGAGGAAGCUUUUCGCUUGCGUUAGACCGGGUGGCUGGAUAGAGCUGCAUGAGGGAAACAUGCUCCAAAUCAAGGAGGGACCUGAGCAUGUGGCUUUCAUGCGCUUCCGAGACAUCAUGGUGAAGGCAUGGGCAGCUAUCGGAAACCAGCCGAGCCCUGGUAUUUACCUGGUGCCCUGGCUGGAAGCGGCUGGUGCUGUUGAUAUCCAGCAAGAUAUCCAGACGAUCGAGGUCGGGGCUGAGGCCAAGGAUCGAGCUCAAGGGGAGAAAGCGAUUGCAGUGUUACUUCAUCUCUUAGAUGGAAUGAAGAUAAUGCUGAGUGGUAGGUCGAGCCAUGUCCAUUCAAGAACCCGAGUUAACAUCUCCCAAAGACAAACCAGGCCAACCAACCAGGGCGCAAUUUGA